Pseudo-nitzschia multistriata is the source of this 2493-nucleotide messenger RNA. The record is from the annotation of a GenBank genome assembly. Lineage: Eukaryota; Bacillariophyta; Bacillariophyceae; Bacillariales; Bacillariaceae.
AGACAGUGUGGUGGAAGCAGGGAUGAUGUUGAUUAUAGGGUGCGUUGGAAGUCUAGAAGGCAACAGGAUUGGUAUACAGAUACACAGCUUGCUUGGCCUGAUAUUAACAUUGCAUCAAAGCUUUGCUUUGGAGGAAUCUGUCUUUACAAGCCAUUUAAUAAAAGCAAAGGAAUCACCGACAAGUGGCUUGCUUCUUCUGUUGCACCGGCUAUUGCUAAUGUAUUUGGGAAUGCAGUUGCUCCAAUCCUUGUUGGUGGCAAGGCAUUACUCUGGGCUUGUUUCAAGCCAGCAAUGCAAGUUGUGGUGCCAGAGGACAUACGUCGAGAUGUUGUUGUUGCUUCUUGGAUUCAAUUGAAUUACAGUCUGCCAGUUGCUGAUACUAGGUUAGAUGGUGAUGUAAAUCCUAUCAAGUGUGUUGAGCUGAUUGCUAAUGAGGUUAGUGGACAGGUCCACUUUGACGAGCUUGCUGAUCUGGAUGAUCUGCUGGAUGGUGGUGGCAAAGGAGCCGCUGGAGCUGCUGGCGGGACUGCACUUGGUAUGACGAGAAGGACGCAGUUGCAAUGGAAUCAUACAAUGUUCUCAAAGCUGUUUGUCACAGCCAAUGAAGUGAGUGAGAUCAAGAAUCAACAGAUUGCAAGUGAAGCUGAGUUCAACCAGAAGCUCAAUAAAGCCAUUGAGUUAUCUCAAAUAGCUCCUGCGAUGGCCCCGGUUGUAAGAAGGAGGCCUCGUGCAUCGAAAAGUGGCACGUCAGAAGCUGCUGGGGGAAUUGAGGGAYUAGCUGGUGAGCUGACUAAGUGUCCUCAUGAUCUUUAUGUCCUGUGGUGGAAUGAAUGGGAAGUUGCUGGUGGUGGUGUUGCUGGUGGUGGUCUUUCUAAUACUACUAAGCCUGCAAAGGAUUUUACUGCUGCUGAGAGAGGUCGUGUGAAGAAGAGCAAGUAGUAUUGCAGGAGGCUGAAGUUCUGCUGGAAGUGUAUGCCGGAAAGACUCAUCAGUGCUGGUGGUUGUACUACUUCUGAAGUUGCUGUUAGAAGAAUUUAUUCAGUGUACGGUGGUCCAACCAAGAGGGUCUCCUAUCAUAUUCUUAAAGCUAUGGGGCCUCACGAGGCCCAUGGAGGCCACUCGUUGCUUUGUGAUCCUGCUGUUGGUGGGGCUUCUUAAUCGUCGACGUCGAUGCUUCUUUGGUACGAAACUGCUAAUUCCUUGUGUUUCCCCCAAAAAGACAAGGUCAAAAAAGUGUUUCGACACGUCAUUGGAUCCAAACACAAACCGUAUUACCACCAAACCGUUACCCAUCAGCAUGCACAGCAGUUGCUAGUACUAUCGUUACGAGUGUGAGUAGAUGUGUUGUAGAAACAAGAAAACACGAUAAACGGAACAACGUAUGCCAAUCGAGUCACAGAACAAACCAUGACAAAGAUUUUGAUACUGUACCGUUCGGUACAGUACCGGUAGGUACGAACGCAUUCGUACGGGUAAAGUACGUUACCCUGGUAGGACCGAUGAUGGACGAUGUGACAACACAACGCUCGACGGAUUGUCGACGGAUUUUUCAUUCUCCGUCGAGGACGAACGAACCCUCAAUUCCCUUCCCACAAACCACGACAAUCGCAACCAGGAACAAACAAAGAACAACAACAACGAAAAGAAAAUGAAGGUGUCUCUCUGUCUCGCACUCGCCGCCACCGCCGCGACACAAUCCAAUGCCCUGACCACCCCCACCGAUCGCAGGGGAGCCUUCGGACAACUGCUGGGUGCCGGAGCCGGAGCCUUCCUGGCCGGUGCCAUGCCCCAGGCGGCUUCCGCCGCUGCCAUCAAGACGGGGGGAGCCAGCCCCUUCACGGGGGAUUACAACGACCCAAACCACCCCGAGUGUCUGCGCCAGGUCAAGGUCGUCGGAGCCCCUCUCAAGGGAGACGGGACCCGAUCUCCGUACCCGGUCAUCGAGGUCGUCGGGUACGACGGCAAGGGCGGCAAGGUCUGUACCGAUCGCCCUACCCGCGAGGACUUGUGGAAGGUCACCGGAACCGUAAAAUCCUCGGACUCUGCCGUGAGUAUAGAAGGUGUUUGGUGUGCCGUGAGGUGCGGUGCUGCUGCCGAAACGCGACCCCGUUGUUCAAACCGCUUGUUUCUCUCGCCCCGCCGUGUGUUUUUUGGUCGUCUCACAAUAUCCUUUUUCGAAUGUAUCCAUCGACGCCGACCCCACGACACGCUUCCAUCCCACGCAUCCCGAUGCGAACGCCGCAAUCGAUCCUGCAGUUUAUCGACUUUUCUCCCAAGGGAGGCCCAGAGAAUCUCGCCGCCAAGUACCAAGAUGGCGGCAUCGUAUUCCCCGACGGCAACAAGUGGACCAAGGUCGCCCGUGGAACUCCUACGAGACGACCGAAGGACAUGUCGACCCUCAAGAGCGAGGAUUAAACUAGUUCAAAUUUAAGCCACAAAACUCUCACUUGCAAACACUCAGUGAGGACGCACAAAUAAAAACCUGUAUUACGA